CAAAGAAGUUCAGACUUACUACGAACUGUCGACCUCUUCAUGGGCAAGCCAGUCGUGGACUGGUUCCAAGAUUCAAUAUGGCCGACCAUGUUGACUUCAACAUCUCUGACGUCCUGCGACAAUACCAGACCGACCCGGCCUCCGUAAACACCCCCGAAGCCCCAUCCGAAUUAAUUGAUUGCGAAAACGACCCGGACUCGUUAACUCCUGCAAUCGUGAACGGAGCUCUCAAUCCAGUAAUAGAUGCUAUUGCCGAGAAUCCUGAAGCAAUAACUCGUGCGGCGAAUUUUGAUACUUUACAAUUUCUACUCAAAAUCGCCUUGCAAAUCCCUCCGACUUCUCUGUCCAAGAUCCUUGACAUAUUAGUAUCUGCUCUGUCUUCGGAGACAGAUGCUGCUCACGCUGAUUUAGAAGCCGACGAAAGUGAUACGGUCCCUCAUCAUAAACAGUUACUUGAAAUAUAUGGAUUCUUGCUGCAAUGGACGCUUUCUGCAGUUGAGACAAAGGCUGCGGAGAAGUCCGCAGCUGCUCCCCCAGCAAAGGGAAAAGGAGGGAAGGGUCCGAAGACCAAAGGCGCCAACAGAGAUGGUAGUUGGGAUUCGACCGCUCAGUUACAAACUGCGUUGGAUGUUAUGAGUAAGGUGCUGAAGUUGAAACUUGCAAAGAUAUUUCACACUACUUCAGAACGUGAUACAUUCGUUGGUCUGUUUACGAGGCCCGUCUACCUCGUCCUCGAGAGUGAAACAAGAAUAAAGAUCAAAGAAACUCGGAUGCAUGCAUUCAGAGUGCUCUGUAUCGCGAUAAAGCAUCAUGGUCAUGGUUUCGGCGCUCAAACAUCGAUCAUCCAGAAUCUAUCGUACUUCGAGCAUCUUUCGGAGCCAAUGGCAGAAUUUUUACAUAUUCUAUAUGAGCAAUACGACUACCCACAACUUGCAGAAGACAUUCUUCGAGAAUUAAGCGGCAAGGAAUUCAAUAGCAAUGAUCUCAAGGGCCCUAAAUCUGUGUCGACGUUCAUUACAAAGAUCUCUGAACUGGCUCCCCGGCUUGUCAUUAAGCAGAUGACCUUGCUUGCAAAGUUCUUAGACAGUGAAUCCUACACACUCCGCUGUGCGAUCAUUGAAGUAUGCGGCAACCUCAUCAUCAUGCUUACAAAACAAGAAGGUUCAGAGCGCAGCGAGCAUACAGAAGGACAAAUCAAUGCAUUCUUCGAUGUCCUCGAGGAACGGUUUCUGGAUGUAAGCCCUUAUUGUAGAUGUCGUGCCAUUCAAGUGUACACAAAAUUGUGUGAUAUGCUCCCGUUUGGUCUAUACACGGAUCGACGCCAGAAUGCUGCUGAAUUGGCGGCCCGGAGUCUUGAAGACAAGACCAGCAACGCAAGGAGAAAUGCCAUAAAACUACUAAGCAAGUUAAUCGAGACCCAUCAUUUCCGGGCCUUGAAGAAUGUAGACGAUGGUACCCUCUCACGGCACGGAGACCAACGAAAACCUGGAUUUGAGACCAGACUGAGAAGUAUAGAGGCGCAGAUAGAUGCGUUACGACCUCCUGUAGAGCUUCAGGAAAAAUCCUCGGACGUGGAUCCCACCCUAAACGCAAGCAUGCUGCAAGACGCGACCCAAAUGGAAGGCAUUGAACAACAACCCGAACCAAUGACGGCAGAGCAGUUAGCAGCGGCAGCGAAGAAAGCCGAGGAGGAGAAGGAGACCGCAGAAAAGCUGGAGAAUCUCCAAAAUUUUAGACGGUAUCAUCUCGACGCGAUAAAGUUUAUCGUGGUUGUCGAGGAGGCUUCCGCCACUGUCACUCAAUUACUCUCUUCUAAAAACAAGAGCGAAGUGAUCGAAGCCAUGGACUUUUUCCAGAUUCUAGAUGCCUACAAGAUCGAAACCGCGAGUGUGGGCAUCCGGCGUAUGCUUCGGCUCAUUUGGACCAAGGGUAGUAGUGACGAAGGCAAGGGCGUACAAGGACAUUUGAUCGAUGUCUAUAAGCAUCUCUUCUUCGAUGCUCCAGACAGUUACGAUCCCGAGCAUGCUGCACUCUUUGUUGCCAACAACAUGACAAGUCUCACGUUCGGAUCGACUCCUGCCGAUCUUACAUCCCUAGAACAACUCCUAAGCACCAUGAUGAAGGCAGGUUUGAUCUCUAGUGCUGUUGUUGACAAACUUUGGCAAAUAUAUAGCGUCUCAAAGAACAUCUCCAAGACCCAGCGUCGUGGUGCCAUCAUUAUCCUUGGCAUGCUCGCAGUGGCCGACCCUGAUAUCAUUGUCAAAGAAAUGGAGAGAUGCUUGAAGGUAGGCCUAGGGGCUUUGGGACGUCAAGAUCUCGGCCUGGCCAGGUACACAUGUGUUGCUCUUCGCAGAAUCAACAACCAGGCUCGCAAGUCCGACAAACCCACAGUUGGUUCAAACGCUCCCCAUUUCGCCAAGCUAUCGAACGACCAUGCAAUCUUGAUCUGCCUAGCAGCUAUGACAGAGAUCGUUUCCGACGAUAAAGAAUGGUUUGGCUUAGCAGAACAGGCGAUCGGUGCCAUCUAUGCUCUAUCCAAAUUUCCAGAUGUACUUUGUUCCAACAUCAUUCGGAGGAAAACGAGAUAUGUAUUUCAGUCCAAAGCUACUUCCAGACCUAUGUCCCGAGAUUCUGAUACCGCCAUGGAUGUCGACGAGCCAGAGACCGCCAUGCCUGUUCCACGCGAAGAAGAGAAAGAAGACAUAGCUGAAGAGAAACAGAAGCCUGCAAUGGCACUAUCUCAAUUAUUGUUCAUUGUUGGGCACGUCGCAAUCAAGCAGAUCGUCCACCUUGAGCAAUGCGAACUAGAUUUCAAAAAGCGCAAAGCAGAGAAAGAGAAGGCCGCCGAAGCUGCAAAAUCUGAGCGACAAUCCCUCGCAGCUGUAAAUCAAUCUCCUAAGAAGAGGAAACCUGGCGCAAAGAAUACUGCUACACCACCCCCAGUCGCUCAGGAAGAUAAGGAUGAGCUCGACCUGAUUGGAAGCACAACAGAGGAUGAUUUCACCGAUGCUAUUGCCCACAUCCGUGAGAGAGAGUUACUGUACGGCGAUAAAUCCCUUCUCGCAAGGUUUGGCCCCAUGGUCGCGGACAUAUGUGCGAAUAAUACUUCAUAUGCCGACGCUGAGCUCCAGGCCCAAGCCGCUCUGUGUCUUGCAAAGCUCAUGUGUGUGAGCAGCCAAUACUGCGAGCAGCACCUAGACCUUCUUCUUACGAUCUUAGAGCGUAGCAAGGACGCCACAGUGCGUAGUAACCUCGUUGUAGCGCUUGGUGACAUGGCUGUCUGUUUCAACCACCACAUCGACGAGAAUACCGACUUCCUGUACCGUCGCCUCAAUGAUCCUGAUGGCAGUGUGAAGCGUACUUGUCUUAUGACUCUAACGUUCUUAAUCCUGGCCGGUCAGGUCAAGGUCAAGGGUCAGCUAGGUGAAAUUGCGAAAUGUCUCGAGGACGAAGACCGCCGCAUCGCCGACAUGAGCCGUAUGUUUUUCACCGAAUUCGCGACGAAAGAUAAUGCUGUGUACAACAAUUUCGUCGAUGUGUUCAGUCUGCUCAGCUCCGAUAGCAGACUAGACGAAGAUGCUUUUAAGAAGAUCAUGAAAUUUAUCACAGGUUUCAUCGAGAAGGACAAACACGCCAAACAACUCGCUAAUAAGCUGGCUUCUCGUUUACCUCGCUGUGAGACAGAGCGACAAUGGAAUGACGUUACGUAUGCUUUAGGCUUGCUACCACACAAAGACGAGGAGAUUGGCAAGAUUGUGACAGAGGGCUUCAAGGUUGUCCAAAGCGCCGCGUAAUGAUAGCAUGGGUACUAUGACUGAUAUGAGCGUUGAUCGGAGCGUUUGAAGCGUUUGGAGUUGGAGGAUUUUUCAUCAGUGCGGUCUCAGAGGAUAUGCUCUCAUUGCCGGCAGCCAUGGUUUGUGUUUUAUGACAGCAUCAAGUGGUGUUUUGUGUUUUUGUUCGCUGUUUCGCUCACUUGUUUUGGUAUACGCGAGGGAGCUUCCUCCAACGCAUAUGCAUUCACUGUCAAUGUUCGAAUAGAGAUUCUGUCAAUUCAUCAUGGCCCUAUAAUGGUGGCUUAC
Messenger RNA from Pseudovirgaria hyperparasitica, 4079 nucleotides. Its product is annotated as condensin complex subunit 1. The record is from RefSeq and is a predicted model, not a curated record. Gene Ontology annotation, biological process: meiotic chromosome condensation; mitotic cell cycle; mitotic chromosome condensation. NCBI's taxonomy places the organism in Eukaryota, Fungi, Ascomycota, Dothideomycetes, Acrospermales, Acrospermaceae. Gene Ontology annotation, molecular function: histone binding. The transcript has 6 exons. Bases 78 to 3794 code for a protein of 1238 amino acids. Gene Ontology annotation, cellular component: condensed chromosome, centromeric region; nucleus.